AUGCGUAGGCCACUGAAGAAGGGGAAGAAGGCGUGCACUGAGUGCCGCCAGCAAAAGGCUAAAUGCGAUGUUUAUCUGAAUCCCGAUGAGCCAUGUACACGGUGUCGCAAGGUCAAUGCGAGCUGUGUCAUCUCAGACCCCUUCAGGCGAGAGCACAAACGCAAACGAAUGUCGGAGUUACAGCAGGAAUCUGAAGAUCUCCGCCGUAAGCUCCGGGCCUCGCACCCAGCGGACCCGCACCCAUCACCCAUUGCCCUGCUAACAGCCGCGGCGGAGAUGGCUCCAAGAUCCGAGCCAAACAGUGAUUCUAUGUCAGGUACCCCAAAUAUUCCGCCGCCAUCAUAUCCACCGCAGCUCCUUGCGCCUAAUGGCUUGGGAAUAUCCCCGUCCACUCCGGCACCGGCACCGGCAUUGGAAGGGGACACAACCCGGUCUCGGAGUCUACAUGGGGUGGAAGUCAGGGGGGAUGAAAUUGACGAUUUGUUUCAUAUCUUCUUCCGCCACUACGCCCAAUUCCUACCCAUUCUCGACCCACAAUCCAGACCAGACACAUACUAUACACAAUCCCCCUUCCUCUUCUGGUGCAUAGUUGGCGUAUCAUGUCGGGCCUACGCGCGGAAUCCCACGCUGCUAAUGGCGCUGGCUCGAAGUGUCAUAGAGAUGGCCUUCUUGUCUGCCUUAUCGACCUCGCCGCCAUGGCAUACUAUCCAGGGCCUCUUGCUCUUGCUAACCUGGCCAUUUCCAAAAGGUGAACAUCCAGAUGUGACAUUUCCGCUCAGUGGGAUGCUGUUACAUAUUGCCAUGCAGAAUGGCUUGCACAUACCGAUGUCCAGUCAUGAGUUUUCACGUGUUAAGAUGCCCGCACCGUGUGAGGCGGAUCUAGUUCGGAGAUCGGAGCUGUGGGCGCAUACUGUCAUUGUGUACCAAAGAGUAUGCAUGACAAAGGGACAAUUACCACGAGCGUUGGUCAGCCUCUCCCAAGAUCCCGCUCAACGCCAAAACCUAUUCGAUACAAUCGCGCCUUGGAUGGUACUUAAGCUUCGUUGCCAAGAGCUCAUUGCACGAUGCAGUGAGGCAGUACUGGAAAAUGGGAUGCGCUCUAUGUCAUUAGACCAGGAACGUGCGUUAGACAUCCUUCUCCGCACCUACGAAGGACAAGUAGAUGAACUAGAACUUCAAGCUGUGACUGACGAAGAGAGAUUCGAUACUGGACUUUGCCGGUUAGCAAUCCAGACCUUCCACCUUUAUAAAAUCCAGACGCUGGUUUCAAGCGCUUUCUACCCACGGCUUCUUGUUACCGCGUGCAGUUUGAUCGACUACGUCCAGUCCCUUGCAGAUCGGCUUGGUUGCUUGGCGAUGUGCCCAGUCCAGAUGGGCUUUGCGAUUCUCUUGGCCUCGACGUCUCUUCUUCGGAUUCUCAAAAGUAACACGGCCUCGCACGGCCUAGAAACCACGCGCGCACGAGCAGCAGUUUUUACAGCCAUCAACAUGGCCAAGCAGAUGACGGUGGAUAGCGCAGACAUGGCUGCGAAGACCGUGACCAUACUGAACUCUGUAUGGAAUAGCACCAGGGCUUUCCGGAAAGCCGACGGCGGCGAGUACACGGCUCUGCGGAUUCGCAGCCGACUAGUGCUUAGUCCAAUCCUUGACACAGUAUGGUGGUGGCGAGACGAGUUCGAUCCCCCGUCGCGGACAAUGCGAUCGAUCAUAGAACCCUCAGACGGUAAGGUCUUUAUGCGCUCACGUUACCAUGUCGCAACUGAUGCAGGCGCAGGGGCAGCGGUAGACGCCAAUCGCGAUUUUGCUGGUUGUAUGGCGCCGUCUUCAGGCAUGCUGGAUCAAAACAACGCUUUUCAUCUUGACGAGCAAUUUCUAGCUGAUUUCGAAUGGGCUCUUGGCGACGAUGCGCUGUUCUCGUUGGACCCACUGCCUGCAAAUUGGGCCCCCGCGAGUAAUCUACUGUGA
Penicillium cosmopolitanum is the source of this 1965-nucleotide messenger RNA. Its product is annotated as putative C6 transcription factor (Leu3). Gene Ontology annotation, molecular function: transcription cis-regulatory region binding; zinc ion binding; DNA-binding transcription factor activity, RNA polymerase II-specific. NCBI's taxonomy places the organism in Eukaryota, Fungi, Ascomycota, Eurotiomycetes, Eurotiales, Aspergillaceae. Gene Ontology annotation, cellular component: nucleus. The transcript is spliced from 6 exons. Bases 1 to 1965 code for a protein of 654 amino acids. The record is from RefSeq and is a predicted model, not a curated record. Gene Ontology annotation, biological process: regulation of DNA-templated transcription.